AUGCAGCGCCCUAGAAAUCGUCCAACCACGCUACGUGAGCGCGUUGCUCAAGCUUAUCACGAUUAUGGAAGGCUUUGUUCAGCGCAUCCUGUUGCUUGUUUAUCUAUGUCACUUAUUACCAUGUUGGUGCUUUCUUACCCAACAUUUACGAGGUUUCGUCUAAUCGCCAGCAGUCCCAUCAAUGUGCAAUGGGAUAAUAAAGUGUACACCAGUUCAGGAGAACGAUCUCCUGAAUGGCUUCGUGGUUCACCUGCUGCAUUCUUGCAACAGGUUAUUAUUCGAGGAGCUGUAGAUCCAUGGGUUUCUCACAAUAUGACACCUGAGCAG
This is a messenger RNA of Ostertagia ostertagi, 327 nucleotides long. The record is from the annotation of a GenBank genome assembly. Lineage: Eukaryota; Metazoa; Nematoda; Chromadorea; Rhabditida; Trichostrongylidae.